AUGACGACACUUGACGAGCUGCGAGAACAGGGCGCCACCUCCUUUGCGAUUUACGAAGACCAGGAGUACCGAGAGCCGUUGUCGCCCUCGGCUAUGUUCGAGGGUGAUACUUCCUUCAACUCCGAUCUGGCCAUGUCCAUGAAUGGCGACGAGGUGCCUAACAUUGAGGUCGAGCGAGAGCUUGGCGACGGACUGCUACAACCCUACCAAAGCUCAUACACAUCUCGAAAGGGACAUUCGCGGCGUCAAUCGGCCACGACACACUAUAGCUUCAUAUCCGCCAUGCCAUCUGAGACCGGCUCCAUCUCAUCCAAACCCGCUUCCGCCGGCGACCCGGCCAUGGAUGCACGAUACACACCGCGGAAGGAACGGCCACGAUUCCGAAACCCCGAGUCCGUACGCGCGAUGCAGAUGUCAUCUCCACUACCCAUGUCCGCCUACGAAAGCAAUCGAGAGAGGAUGAAGAGCGCAUACGGCCUUGCAACUCCAAGUCGAACCGGAAGGUCAGAGACACCAGUGUCGAGACACUCCGGGUCACGCAGGGGAAGCGUUCGAAGCCACCACAGCCCCAAGCCUCCGCCGACACCACAGCAAGCGCCCCUUGUCCUGCUUCACGUCACAAUACUGCCUAUGCAGCUGCCUUUCUCGCACGACCUCAUGGCCAGGAUCAUGCCUGACUGGCUGGUGGAGAACUACAAGCUGUUGGAGGAGAAGUUACAGGACAUCAUCCUCAUGCGUCGGGGUCUGCUCAUCCCUCACCCUCGAGACGAGUACGAGCUGCUGGAGGAGCGUAUCUUGGAGAGUCUGGAACUCAAAACGCCCCGACUGCUCAAGUGUGGUCACUUCGUGGCACCAGAUGAUGACGCAGACAAGGAUGAAGAUGAUGACUCGGCAAUCGGUGCUGACGACGGUAGCAGCCGCAUGAGCGGAGGCACCAUGACUGAUGACCACGAAGGCAUGCACACAAGAAGAGACUCGGCUACGUGCCUAGACUGCCAUCGCGAGUUGAAGAAGCCUGGACAGGGUGUUGGUGCGGGUACGCGCCGCUUCGACAUCAGGAUCUACGCCGCCAACGGCCUCAUGCGCUCCGAGGCAUGGACGGCGGCAUGGACCGAGAUGGAGCGUUGCGACGUCGAGAUCUCGCCCUGGAUCCCAGAAGAUGUCCGUAAGACUCUGGAGAAGCGAAUUCUCGAAGAGCAGGAAGCGGACAAACGCAAGGCAGCAUACAACGCCGAGCUCCAGCGCAGGGUCCAGGAGGAUGCCAUUCGACAGCAGAAACUGGCCGCUGAGGCAAUCGCCAAGAAGAGGCAAGAGGAGGCGGAACUUCAGAGGAGCUUCGAAGCUGCCGCCGCUGCUCUGCAGAGGAGUAUCGACGAAAAGGCCGCUGACAAGGCGAGGUUUGAAGAGACCAUGGAAGAGAAGAUCGAAGAAGCAAAAGAAGAAAUACGCCUGGAGCUCGAGUCCCAAGCAAUGCUGGAAUCUAACUCGGUCGCUGAACGCUUCCGUGCGAUGGAAGAAGCGCUGAGACAAUACCAGUAUGCCUCGUGCGUCGAGUCAGUAGCGCCCUCAGAAGCAUCUCCACACUCUCGCGCAUCCACAUAUGACUUGGAUUUGCGCAGUGUCUCACGUGGUCGCCGCGGAUAUACUUCGUCUCGACCUCACGCCGCGCAACUGCCACUCAGCACUCUUCUGAAGAACUACAUGAUGGUGCAACUAGCGGACCCCAAGAACUGGGCAAUCCUGCUGUUGACCGCUGCCGUGGGCUUCAUGUCGAUGAAUGCGACCACCCAUUUACCCCCCACACCUUCAAUCAGCGACGUGUCCUCGGUCGAUGUUGUGUCGGCAUCUGCUGUGACAGCAACAACCACUGCAUUCUCGACCCUCACGAUCACCGAGACCCAGAUGGCUAGCAGCGUCUACCCAACAACCUCGUACUUGUCUUCCGCGUAUGCCACCGUACCUUCAUCUUCUGUUGCAGAGUCCGUGCUGCCUACCAUUCUGCCCGCCGAGCCAGAAGUUAUCGCGGAUCCCAACGAAGUACAUGUUUUCGAGUCGUCCUCCACCGUUGACGACGAGCCGCUUCGACGGGCAUCUGAGUCGUCUGAGGAGGAUUCAGAGGAGACCGUUGUCGCGGAACCGGUCGUCGAGGACCUUACAGAGCCUGCAAACAUUGAUUCCAGCCUAUUCCAGCACACAUCCGAGUUGCUUGAGGCAGCAUCGGAGGAGGCAAUCGUUAUAGAGGAUCCCGUAACGCCGCAAGCAGAGGACUCCUCCAUUGAGACGGAUGAUGUUGCCGCAGCAGAGACUGACAGCGUUGCCAUCGAGUCGGAUGAAGAGAUGGAGGUCUGCGCCGUGGAGGACACUGUGCACGCCUUCGACAGCACCUGCCCUGCUGACAAGGAAUGA
Ascochyta rabiei is the source of this 2406-nucleotide messenger RNA. RefSeq lists its product as uncharacterized. The transcript has a single exon. NCBI's taxonomy places the organism in Eukaryota, Fungi, Ascomycota, Dothideomycetes, Pleosporales, Didymellaceae. The record is from RefSeq and is a predicted model, not a curated record. Bases 1 to 2406 code for a protein of 801 amino acids.